Molecule: messenger RNA, 1821 nt
Organism: Xenia sp. Carnegie-2017
Lineage: Eukaryota; Metazoa; Cnidaria; Anthozoa; Malacalcyonacea; Xeniidae
Product: pancreas transcription factor 1 subunit alpha-like
Exons: 4
Coding region: 633-1184 (183 amino acids)
Biological process (GO): developmental process; regulation of transcription by RNA polymerase II
Molecular function (GO): DNA-binding transcription factor activity, RNA polymerase II-specific; protein dimerization activity; RNA polymerase II transcription regulatory region sequence-specific DNA binding
Source: RefSeq, a predicted model, not a curated record
GUAUAAACUAUUUGAUAGACGGGCUUGUUGCUCUCUAAUUGAGUUAUAACCAAUUUGAUUUUUCCAUCAAUUUUUGUGCAGGCUGUUCAGACAAAUAUAGGAGCAGUACAAAUGUAACUUCGAUGAGAUCGACAAUGAGUCGAUGACGCUCCAUUUCAGUCCUCGUCAUUCGUCAUAGUAUUUUGCCCAAAAUCAACAUCUUGCAUUAUUAUACUAAAGUGGAAGAAAACUAGAGAUGAUCACUGAUGCGCCGUAUUUUGAUUUGUGAAAAGAAAAUUUUGAAUUUCUUGGUGAUAUAUCAAAGCUCCUUUUUGAUUUUAUCGUGAUAUAAAUACGAGAUUUAUUAUGUAAACUGACACAAUAUCGAUAUUUCAUGUCUGGUAAUGAUUACGCCGACUGUAGAAAAUCUACAUAAAGGUGACAGGCAGAACGUGGCAAGUGUGAUAUUCACAUAACUGAAUCAGUCUCGUUUCUGUGCGCGUGCAUUAUGAAUGCUGAUUGGCGGACAGACUGAUCCUGUCGGCAAUAAAAAGAGCAAUGAGCGGGUAGAGGACAAGUUGAACUGCAAACUCAUAUUCAGCAAGAAUAGGAUAUUUAAUAGAUAGUGGAAAGAAAAGAUCAGAAAAGUUGUGAUGAAAAUGAAUUGUGCAAAAGAACUGUUCGCUCAAACUAAUCUGAACGAACGGUUUAUGGACGAUUUCACAACGUACAAUGGACGAAGGAAACGAAAAAAUAAUGGUAAUAUCCAUGAGACGAUCAUUCAAAGACACGCCGCCAAUAUGAGAGAGCGAAAACGAAUGCAAAGCAUUAACGAAGCUUUCGAAGGUCUUCGACAUCAUAUACCUACAUUACCCUACGAAAAAAGACUUUCCAAAGUAGAUACAUUACGUUUAGCUAUCGGUUACAUUGGAUUUCUUACUGAUAUUAUCAAUUCUGAUGUUCCACAAAACGAACGUUUUCGCAAUCAUCGCAGAUUUGAGCCAAAGAAAACAGUUAUGAUUCGACAUAGAAGCGCAGUUAUCAACAAUGAGGUUGGCUUGCCACCUUUACGAGGGCAUUCUCUAUCGUGGACUGACAAGUCAAAAUCGAAACAAAACACCACAAUGACAGGAAAAUUGUGGACUCCAGAGGAUCCACGCCAAAACAGUACUUGUCCAACGCUGUUUCAAUCGGAUUGUCACUAGCAAUGAUUUAAUUGGAUUGUCACCACCUUUGAAUCCAGUAACUAAUUGACUAAAAACAGACAGAGGCUCAAACAGCAAAAUUAGCGAAUAUGUUCAAAUAAAAAAAACGCAGGAUAUCUUUUUCGCACAUAGCUAGCUACAUAGAAAAAAUGAAAUCAAUAAAGUAUGAUUUGAUGAACCAUUGUGCGAAAUCGAUGCUUCAACUUUGCUAUUCUCUCACUUUAAAGAGCAUAUUGAAUCAACACACUUGGUUAACAGGUUCAUCGAAACAUUAGAACUUUAAAGAUAAAGGGGUUUUACAUAAAUCUGUCAUCACCUGCACGAUUUUCCAGGCGUUACUUCGAAAGUUUCAAGUGCCGAUUUUUUUUACCGAGUGUCACACUCCAAAGAAAGUAAAUCUUUUAAAAACAAAGAAUAAAUUUUUCAUCGAUUAUCUUAUUGAGCAUUGCUUAAUUUGUAAAUCUGAUGAAAUCUUAGAAUCUCUUUUGAAAACUUUAGACAAUAGAAAAAAGUCAAAAUAAUGCAAUCAUUGUCUGCUGCUUUCCUUAUUGAAAUUAACUGAGUUGUUAUAAUUUGUAAAUGUCUUUGGAAUCUGUAUUGCAAACUUUUGCUUGAAAUUAUAAAUUUCUUAGCGUAA